This is a messenger RNA of Colletotrichum acutatum, 582 nucleotides long. RefSeq names its product ankyrin repeat-containing domain protein. Gene Ontology annotation, biological process: positive regulation of transcription by RNA polymerase II. The record is from RefSeq and is a predicted model, not a curated record. Gene Ontology annotation, molecular function: protein binding; transcription cis-regulatory region binding. Lineage: Eukaryota; Fungi; Ascomycota; Sordariomycetes; Glomerellales; Glomerellaceae. Gene Ontology annotation, cellular component: nucleus. The transcript is spliced from 2 exons. Bases 1 to 582 code for a protein of 193 amino acids.
AUGGCACCCAAACUCUCAGAAGAGGAGAUUGAUGAUCUCAUUUACUUUUCAAGAGCCGGCGAGCUCGCUGAUCUCGAAGAAACCCUUAAGUCCCUGUCGGAGCGCGAAGGCGCUUCCGUAGGCGAGAUCAUCACCGCCGCCAAGGAUGACGGCAAGUCGACCUGCCUGCACAUGGCUGCCGGUAACGGCCACCUCGAUAUCGUGAAGGCCCUCAUCACAGCCUUUGACAGCCGUCCUGCAGACGAGAAGAAGGCGUACGUCGACGCCGGCAACGAGUUUGGCAACACAGGGUUGCACUGGGCGUGCUUGGGUGGCCACCUUGAGGCCGUAAAGUACCUCAUCAGCCACGGCGCUUCCCCCGCGGUAGCCAACGACAAGGACCAAAUUCCUCUCGACUCAGCGCUUUUCAACGACAAGCGAGAGGUCGCGGACUGGUUCCUGGCGCAAUCUGAGAAGAUGGAGGGCGGAAACCAGGAGGAAGGUCUGAGUGGUGCUGCGUCUGGUAUUGAGAUUGAGGAUGAUGGUGCCGUUGAGGAGGACAAGGGCAAGGAUAAGGCUGGCGAGAGCAGCAAGAGUUCAUAG